AAGGAGGAAGUGCACCUGCAGCUCCAAGCUGGGCAGCCUUCCUGAGAAGAUGCAGCCACUCCUGCUCCUGCUGACCCUCUUCCUGUCCCUCAGGGCUGAGGCAGGAGAGAUCAUCGGGGGACACGAGACCAAGCCCCACUCCCGUCCCUACAUGGCCUUUAUUCAGUACUGGAAUGGCUCAGAUAGGAAGAGGUGUGGAGGUUUCCUGAUCCGUGAGGAUUUUGUGCUGACAGCUGCACACUGCCAGGGAAGCCCUAUAAAUGUCACCCUGGGGGCCCACAACAUCAACAAGCCAGAGAAGACAUGGCAGGUCAUCCCCGUGAGAAAUGCCAUCCCCCACCCAGAAUACAACCGCAAAGACUACUCCAAUGACAUCAUGUUACUGCAGCUGAACACAAAGGCCAAGCAGAACAAACUUGUGAAGACCAUUAACCUGCCCAAGCGCAAGACCCAUGUGAGGCCAGGGCAGGUGUGCCAUGUGGCCGGCUGGGGAAAGACAACCCCUAACGGCAAACUGUCAGACACACUGCGCGAAUUGGAGCUGACAGUGCAGAAGGACGAGAUUUGCAAGUCCUCCUAUCCCACUUACAAGAAUGAUAUCGAGAUGUGUGUAGGGGACGAGAAAACAAGAAAAUCUUCCUUUCAGGGAGAUUCCGGGGGACCCCUUGUGUGCAAAAAUGUGGCCCAGGGAAUUGUCUCCCAUGGAAAACCUCAAGGACCAACUCCACAAGUCUACACCAAAAUCUCAAGUUUCCUAUCGUGGAUUAAGGAAACCAUGAGAAGACGCCAACUGCAGGAAGUCGACUGACCCAUCUCUGACUCACUUCUAGAACAGAGGGUCCAUAGUAACCCUGAGGGCGGGGCCAAUAACUGAAUAAAUGUCUUAUCUGAGUGG
Messenger RNA from Ochotona curzoniae (black-lipped pika), 895 nucleotides. Its product is annotated as granzyme B-like. Gene Ontology annotation, molecular function: serine-type endopeptidase activity. The coding region runs from base 50 to 808 and encodes 252 amino acids. Lineage: Eukaryota; Metazoa; Chordata; Mammalia; Lagomorpha; Ochotonidae. Gene Ontology annotation, cellular component: intracellular membrane-bounded organelle; cytoplasm. The record is from RefSeq and is a predicted model, not a curated record. Gene Ontology annotation, biological process: proteolysis. The transcript is spliced from 5 exons.